AUGAACAACAGCAUGGCCUGCCUUGCGUACUGCGUCUUGAUGGGAGACUUCUUCUCCAAGGCCUUGGCAGGAUUGCUUCCAGACUGCCCGCUGCUUCACGGCCGUGGCGUCGACCUCUGCAUCAUCGGUCUCUGCCUGUUGGUGCCCCUGUCCUUGAUGAAGGACCUCGCUCCGUUGAGAUAUGCAUCCAUUGCAGGCCUUGCAGCCACGGCUUACGUCUUUCUGAUGCUCUUGAAGGACUCCGUCAGCUCCGCACGAUGGGGCGCGGAUGGACCGCUGGCGAGCAACGUAUCGCCCAUGCGCCUCGACUUCUUCGAGGCCUUGGCGCUCUUUGGCUCGGCCUUCAUGGCCCACUACAAUGCGCCGAAGUUCUACUCUCAACUGCAGGAGAAGUCAGUGCCCAAAUUCGCCGUUCUGGUGUGCAUGGCGUACGGCUUGGCUCUCGUUGUCUUCGUUGCGUUCGGAAUGUGCGGCUUCGCCUUGUUCGGCUAUGACUCGGAGGGCAACAUCCUGAAGAACUACGGCUUCGGUCCGGAAGUGAUGCUGGCCUGGCUCAGCAUGGGCUUCUCCGUGGCCUUCACAUACCCGCUGGUCUUCAGCGGCUUCCGCGACUCCUGCGCCUCCCUGCUGAGUGGCUUUGGCAUCGCCGAAUCUAGCAGCUUCCGACUGAGCUUCACCCUCGUGGCCGUGGCUGCCACGAUCUUGGGUGGAACGAUCUUCAGCAACGUGGCGCAGGUGAACGGCGUCAAAGGUGCCAUCCUCAGCCCUUGCUUGGCUUUCAUCUACCCGGCGGCCAUCCAUCUCAGGUCCACGGCGAAGGACAAGGACGCCCCGGCUUCCCUGGUGGCGAUGCGGCGGGGAAGCUACGGCCCGGGAUCCCGAGAGAAGCAGAAGCUCUGA
Symbiodinium sp. CCMP2592 is the source of this 900-nucleotide messenger RNA. Lineage: Eukaryota; Dinophyceae; Suessiales; Symbiodiniaceae. The record is from the annotation of a GenBank genome assembly.